This is a messenger RNA of Malassezia pachydermatis, 663 nucleotides long. Its product is annotated as and domain-containing protein. The coding region runs from base 1 to 663 and encodes 220 amino acids. The record is from RefSeq and is a predicted model, not a curated record. The transcript is spliced from 3 exons. Gene Ontology annotation, molecular function: protein binding. Lineage: Eukaryota; Fungi; Basidiomycota; Malasseziomycetes; Malasseziales; Malasseziaceae.
AUGCGUCCAUCCGCCGAUUGGGAAAAGAUGGUCACAGCCAUUCCCUGUACUAAACAAAAUACAGAUCAAUGGGUCCUCGAUUUCUUGGUCACCCAGGGCCACGAACAGGCAGUGAUACGCUUCUGUGAAGAAACAGGAUUGUCUGUGCCUGAAGCCAUUCAAACAUUGCCUCUUCGUAAUGCUGUUCGGCAGCAUAUCCUGAAAGGAAAUGUAAGCCAAGCUCUCGAUUUCCUAAGUGAGCAAAAGCCAGAGCUUGAAAUGAUUGAGCUGUUGCGGACAGGUGAUGUGGAAAAGGCGCUGGCCUUUGCAACAGAGGUCCUGGCGCCUUUGGGAGAAGAAAAUCCGGAUCUCCUCUCGGAGCUGGAACAGACUAUGUCGCUUUUUAUUGUGUUGGACCUGAGCACAUCAGAUAUGUCGGCCUUGCCAGCCUAUGCGAAGACAUUGUGGGAUCUCCAGUAUCGUGAUGUUGUUGCCUCACAGGUCAAUGCAUCAUGGCUAGAGAUGGAGCGCCAGCCUAGUCAACCCACUUUGCCGCUUUUGGUGGACAUGAUGACUUAUGGCGAACAAUUGCUCGGUCCAGACGGGCCAGGUCAGCAAUAUGUACCGACUUUAUCCCUUGAUGGCUCUAUUCCGGCGAUUCCGGAUCGCCAUCAUGAUCUGUAA